UGACGAAGAGGCAUGCGACACUGUAUUGGAUACUGUCCUUCCCCACAUUACACUGACCAAUGAUGAGACCUCCACAGUUCACCCUCCAGCCUUUGAAGAUGCUUGCAGUUCAAACCCCCUUCCUGGAUUUGAAAAGCUGGAAAUGUUCUGCUCUGUGCUUGUGGAGAUUAGCCUGAUAGAGGACAAGCUAUCACUUACCACUGAGCAGAGGAACAAGGUCCUCCAAACCUGGAAUAGCGUGGAGGAGCAUGACAAGCAGCCACAAAAGUUUAACCAGCUGUACAAGACCUACUGGGGCAACACCCUCUACUGCCGCACUAAAAGGGAUGACCUUGUUGAUGCUGCUCUUAUACAGAGAGUAAAGAUGGCGAAGCGCUAUGCACCUGCACAACAUGACAUCAGCGCUCAGAGCAACAGGCUAAUGUACACUCUGGUUAAACUUUUGUGGUUGCGCUCACCUCAGGGGUCUCGCAACAGUCCAGAGAAUCUGUCUAUUUUAAAGGCCUACGAGCGAAUACAGCACCGGAUUCUGGUGGAAGAUGCGGUUCUCUGUAAAGCAGGCAUUCCUCUCCCUAAAAUUAACAUCAAGACUGUGCGGGACUUCAUUUGUCAGCAAGAAAGGAUCCUCAAUCUGCAUGCAACAAAACAUCCAUCGAUUUUGACCAAGAUCACCUCCAUCUCAUCUGCACACCUACCUCCAGCACCACACCAACCAGCAGUACUCCCUCCUCCAGACUACCCCCUGUUGAAAUAUGAGCCCACGCCCAGCACUGCAGGGACCAAGGUUUUGAAGGGAAGGAGAGACUUGCUGAUGCCAGUCUCCCAGCCUCAGCCACCUCUUCCACCUGUGCCACUACCACCAGCACUUGGAAAGACCCCCGCAACCUCUACCAUCACCAGACCUGUGUCUUCAGUGGCUGCUUCUACAUCCACCUCUGAGACUGUUUGGCCCCCCAUACUGCAAAAAAAACCCUGCAGCGAGACUAUCCCUGGCAAUAGUGGCCCUCCUACAUCACUCUCUUCCACAUUGGUCAUAACACCCACCAUUAACACACUAGACACUGCAGGUAGACCUUCAGUCUGGGCAAAGGCAACACAGUAUAAGCGUAAGCUUAAGGAUCACCCCUCAGAAGUAGGAGCCAAAGUGUCACAGGUGCAAAACCUUCCCAUUUGCAGAAUCUGCACCAGCCAACCCAAGGACAAAAAGAUUAUUAAAAAAACCCUUUCUGCUCUGUAAAAAUGAUGUCCCCAUCAAUAGGUCUGAAAAAUAUAGUUUUUAGCAGCUACGAGCACUUUACCUCCAUGGUUGACCAGCUUGGGGAGGUUUAAAAGGGUUUUCCAUUGCAGAGCAGGACCUGGUGUGGUACCCCAUAUGGGUUUGCCGGACAAUUGACUUUUAGAAUGAUCAAGACAUUCAACUUUUAUCUUUUUGUACUCUUUUAAAAUAUCACUGAUUCCAGUUGUUGUUAUUUUUUUCCCGUAGUCUUUUACAAUACAAUGAUCAAGCCAUUACACUUUUAUCUUUUGGUACACAAUUGAUCUUUUAAAAAACCUUACAUUAGAGUCAGAAUCAAGUUCACUGAUUGAUUGCAGUGUUGUCUUUGUGUUUC
Oreochromis aureus is the source of this 1610-nucleotide messenger RNA. RefSeq lists its product as uncharacterized. The transcript has 2 exons. The record is from RefSeq and is a predicted model, not a curated record. Bases 143 to 1237 code for a protein of 364 amino acids. Lineage: Eukaryota; Metazoa; Chordata; Actinopteri; Cichliformes; Cichlidae.